This is a messenger RNA of Alternaria postmessia, 960 nucleotides long. RefSeq lists its product as uncharacterized. The transcript has 2 exons. Lineage: Eukaryota; Fungi; Ascomycota; Dothideomycetes; Pleosporales; Pleosporaceae. The coding region runs from base 1 to 960 and encodes 319 amino acids. The record is from RefSeq and is a predicted model, not a curated record.
AUGAUGCACCAUCAGCCCCAGAUUCUCUCUCCCCUCCCAGAGAUGAACUCGCAAUCCCCUGACCCUUCCAGCCUUCGUGCUCGCAAGAUGUCAGCCGGCGGUAACAGGUCUUGGUCUGAAGAAGAGGAAACCUACCUUCUCCAGACUCGCAUGCAAAAGAUGCCCUACAAGCACAUUGCAGCACAUCUCAAGAAGACCGAGCUUGCAUGCCGCCUGCACUACCACCAGCUCUCGCACGGUAGCCAUCGCCGCAAGCGUACCAACUCCGUCUCCUCCAACGCUUCAUGCAGCUCGUCUGGUACUGUUCCUAUGUACUCUAUGGCUGCGGAACAGGACGCCUACUCUCAAUCUUCUCGCCACAGCUCGCCUAUGAGCUACUCUGGCAGUCCUCAUGUUCGCGCCAACUCCAUCACCACCUCCCCAGGCCGAUCUCAGCACAAGAUCCUUCUUCCCAAGCCUCGCACCCUCACUCCCCGUGGUUCUCCAGAGCCAUUCAACGGUCUCCGCAUCAACACCGAGGUAGCCCAUCAGCCUAAGAUCGUCGACACUGACCGCCUCCGCUCCAUCUACGAAGCCCGCCGUCAGCAGUUCUGGGCUACGGUCGCCGCCGACUACGGUGCGGAUGUUUCCCCCGCUCAGCUCGAGGAGAUCUGGCGCAACGGCUCCAACGCCGUUCGCCCUCCUACUCCCGAUGCCUCGCCCGAUGGUAGCAUCAUGCACAACCCCAUGUUCAAGCCCAACCCCUUCCCGACUUACAUCUCGCCGGCACAGAGCGAGCCAGCGAAGCACUACAGCCCCAUGAACCCAAUGGAUAUUAGCGCUGUUUCGGCUCCAGAGCGUAUGCCGUAUGUGCUGCCAAUGCCUGUCCCUUCCUCAGGCCGCGCGAGGGCUGGUACUUGGAGCUCGGCGCCGAGGGACAACAUGCCAAUUGCUAGCCUCCUCAAUGAUGAUAGGAAAUAG